Lacerta agilis (Sand lizard) is the source of this 1369-nucleotide messenger RNA. RefSeq names its product sialidase-3-like. The annotation marks the transcript as partial. The transcript has 3 exons. Gene Ontology annotation, biological process: oligosaccharide catabolic process; ganglioside catabolic process. The record is from RefSeq and is a predicted model, not a curated record. NCBI's taxonomy places the organism in Eukaryota, Metazoa, Chordata, Lepidosauria, Squamata, Lacertidae. Gene Ontology annotation, molecular function: exo-alpha-sialidase activity. Gene Ontology annotation, cellular component: cytoplasm; lysosome; membrane.
UAUCCAGGGAGCGGAUCCUGCGCACCGAUUCUCUCCCCGCGCCGCCGCUUGUAUCCCUUUCACCUGCGUUGCUGGGAAGCCUUUGCACGAAAACAUGGCCGAGGCUCAGGCUGGCUCUGGGAAAGUGGCUCUUUUCAGCCAGAAAAAAGAAGGGGGUCUCACCUACCGCAUCCCGGCGCUGAUUUACCUGCCCUCCGAGUCCACCUUCCUGGCGUUUGCAGAAGAGCGCUCAUCCCCCCGGGACGAAGAUGCUAAGUUCCUGGUGAUGAGGCGAGGGCGGAAGGAAGGAACGUCCGUCCAGUGGGGUCCCCAGGAGUCCCUGCCGAUGGCCACUCUCCCCAAAUACCGCACCAUGAACCCCUGUCCUGUGCAUGAGGAGAAGAGUGGAACCACUUUCCUGUUCUUCAUCUGCGUUCUGGACCACGUCACGGCCUGGCGGCAGAUUGUGACGGGGAGGAACGCCACCAAGCUCUGCUACAUCUCCAGCCAAGAUGGAGGCCGCACCUGGAGCCAGGUGGUGGAUUUAACCAGGCAGAUGUUUGGAGGCGACCAGAAGAACUGGGCCACCUUUGCCGUCGGGCCAGGCCACGGCGUGCAGCUCAGCUCCGGGCGCCUGGUGGUCCCGGCGUACGUAUACCGCACCCGCAAAUGUUGCUUUUGCUUCUGCCCGCUCUGCUGCACGGCUCCCCAUUGCUUCGCUUUGCUCAGCGACGACGGGGGGCGCAGCUGGGCACGGGGCCGGCUCCUCAAGGACUUGCGAGCCACCGAGUGCCAGGUGGCUGAGGUCAACCGCCAGGACGGAAGCCGCUUGUUGUACAUCAACGCCCGGCAUUCGGGUUGGAGCCACUGCCGCGCCGAGGCCUUCAGCGCCGAUAACGGAGGCCAUUUCCAGGAGCCCUUUCUUUGCAAGCAGCUGCGUGAACCGCCGCACGGGUGCCAGGGCAGUGUGGUGAGUUUCGCCCCGGUGCUGAAACCCUCGGAUCUGGGCCUAGAGGAAGGCGCAGGCGAAUUGGCGAGCCUGCUGGGCAUCGAUCCCUCCUCGGCCCUUCUCAAGAGGAGCACCAAAUCAUGGCUGGUCUUCUCCCACCCCAUAAACAGCCGCAAGCGUUUGGAUCUGGGCAUCUACCUGAACCCCUCUCCGCUGGAGAAGGGGUGCUGGACAUCCCCCUGGGUGCUGAACAAAGGGCCCAGUGGGUAUUCAGACCUGGCCGUGUACGAGGAGGAGGAGGGCAAAUCGGUGAUGUUCGGGUGCCUGUUUGAAUGCGGGGUAGCGACGGCAUGCGAAGAAAUUGCCUUUCAGCUUUUCAGUGACGUUGAGCUUCUGAAGAACCUAAGGCCUGGGAAUCAUAGACCACAAGGGCCAUUCAGU